This is a messenger RNA of Paramuricea clavata, 464 nucleotides long. NCBI's taxonomy places the organism in Eukaryota, Metazoa, Cnidaria, Anthozoa, Malacalcyonacea, Plexauridae. The record is from the annotation of a GenBank genome assembly.
GCACAGGAUAUUGGGAUCCAAGCUGAACAUCUCGAGAUUGUGGUUCGAAAAUCCAAGACUGACCAUUAUCGACAAGGAAAUAUAGUUUAUAAAGCAAAAACUAACGUGCCAGCGUGCCCACAUGCUUUGCUUUUACGUUUCUAUUCUCUCACAGUUAUACAGCCACGUUCAAACGAGUACAUUUUUCGUUCGCUGUCAUCGCUGAAGAAAAGUACAUUAAAUAAAGCAGACAACAAACCUUUCAGUUAUUCUCGAUGUCGUGAAAUUGUUAAAGAAACUCUGGCUGCUGUUGGCGAGGAUCCAGCUCAGUUUGGUACGCAUAGUGUGCGAUCUGGAGGUGCAACUGCAAUUGCCGAAUCCAUGAAAGGACUACCAGGGGGCGAUAGGCUGCUCAGACUGCAAGGGCGAUGGAAGUCGGACACCUCAAGGGAUAUGUACAUUAAAGACUCCAUGACUAACAAAUU